Messenger RNA from Alternaria atra, 717 nucleotides. RefSeq lists its product as uncharacterized. Gene Ontology annotation, biological process: polysaccharide catabolic process. Gene Ontology annotation, molecular function: cellulase activity. NCBI's taxonomy places the organism in Eukaryota, Fungi, Ascomycota, Dothideomycetes, Pleosporales, Pleosporaceae. The coding region runs from base 1 to 717 and encodes 238 amino acids. The transcript has 2 exons. The record is from RefSeq and is a predicted model, not a curated record.
AUGAAGGCUGUUUCAUUCAUCCUCGGCGCUCUCGCCUCCGUUACCUUCGCGCAACAACAGACACUCUGCAAGGAUUACGAGUACUUCUCUAGCAACGGUUAUGAGCUGAACAACAACAUCUGGGGUCGCAGUGCCGCAACCUCAGGACAACAAUGCACCUACGUAGACAGCGUGUCAAGCACAGGCGCUAAAUGGCAUACUCACUGGCAGUGGACUGGUGGCAAGGACAACGUCAAAUCCUACGUCUACUCAGGACGUCAGAUCACCAAGAAGCCCGUUAGCCAGUACAGCAACCUGGAGACAGAGGCAUACUGGGUCUACGACAGCAACAACAUCCGCUGCAAUGUUGCAUAUGACCUGUUCACUGCUGCGAACGUCAACCACGACACCAGCAGCGGUGACUACGAACUUAUGGUUUGGCUCGCAAGAUACGACGUCUACCCUAUCGGUACCUCGCAGGGUAUGGUGAACGUCGGUGGUCGCACUUGGGAACUCUUCUACGGCCCGAACGGCUCCAUGAAGGUCUACAGCUUCGUACCUUCCAGCCCCAUCAACAACUUCAAGGCGAACCUCAAGGACUUCUUCACCUACCUCCAGAACAACAAGGGUUAUCCCGCUUCGAGCCAGAACCUCAUCACUUACCAAUUCGGUACCGAGGCUUUCACUGGUGGACCUGCAACGUUCACUGUGAACCAGUGGUCUGCUAACGCGUGGUAA